Messenger RNA from Cutaneotrichosporon cavernicola, 987 nucleotides. RefSeq lists its product as uncharacterized. Lineage: Eukaryota; Fungi; Basidiomycota; Tremellomycetes; Trichosporonales; Trichosporonaceae. The record is from RefSeq and is a predicted model, not a curated record. The coding region runs from base 1 to 987 and encodes 328 amino acids. The transcript is spliced from 4 exons. Gene Ontology annotation, biological process: D-sorbitol catabolic process. Gene Ontology annotation, molecular function: zinc ion binding; L-iditol 2-dehydrogenase (NAD+) activity.
AUGACUGCCACCACGUCCUUCUACGAAUCGGCAUACGACCCACAGGCCGUGCUGGACUCGAACGAGUUCAAGGUCCUGGGCCCCGACGACCCGGUCCUGGGUGACAAGACGGCCAAUAUCGCGUGCGCGUAUAAUCCCGCGCAUGAGGUAAAUAUGGUUCGCAAGCCGCGGCCCGUGGCGCGCGACGGGGAGGUGGUGGUACAUGUGCGCGCGACGGGGAUUUGCGGCUCGGACGUGCAUUUCUGGAAACACGGGCAUAUCGGCCCCACGAUGGUGGUUACGGACGAGUGUGGUGCCGGACACGAGAGCGCCGGCGAGGUGAUCGAGGUUGGGCCGGGAGUGACCGACCUGCGUGUGGGUGACCGCGUCGCGAUCGAGGCGGGCGUGCCCUGUUCUCGGGCCGAUUGCGAUGCCUGUCGUACCGGGCGGUACAAUGCUUGUCCCCGCGUCGUCUUCUUCUCGACCCCGCCUUACCACGGCACAUUGACGCGGUUCCAUGCGCACCCCGCCGCGUGGCUGCACCGUCUCCCCGCCAACAUGUCGUAUGAAGAGGGUGCGCUGUGCGAACCCCUAUCCGUCGCGCUGGCAGGUAUGGAGAGGGCCGGCGUCCGUCUUGGCGAUCCUGUUGUCAUCUGCGGCGCUGGUCCCAUCGGCGCCAUCUCUCUCCUUGCAGCCCAUGCGGCGGGAUGUUACCCCCUCGUCAUCACCGAUCUGUUCUCGUCCCGUCUGGAGUUUGCGCGCUCCCUCGUGCCGACUGUCAAGACGGUCCAAUACCCGUUCGGAUACUGCUCGGCCAACGAGAUCGACCUCCAGUUCCAGUACCGCUAUGCGAACCAGUAUCCCAAGGCUAUUCGCCUCGUGUCGGGCGGGCUUAUCAACCUCAAGCCACUUGUGACGCACCGCUUCCCCCUUGAGAAGGCUGUCGAUGCGUUCCAGGUGGCCGCCGACCCGUCGCAGGGCGCCAUCAAGGUACAGAUCGUGGACUAG